Molecule: messenger RNA, 449 nt
Organism: Staurois parvus
Lineage: Eukaryota; Metazoa; Chordata; Amphibia; Anura; Ranidae
Source: the annotation of a GenBank genome assembly
GCGGCAAUUGGCAGUGCGCUGUGUCCCUCGGACACAGCGGAUCAUCGAUCCUCGGAAAGAGCCGAAGAUGUCGGCUCAGUCAUGUGAUCAGCUGUCUCCAAUCACAGCUGAUCACAUCAGUGACACCUGUCAGUGUCCAUCCGUACCAGCUCUCAGUGCUCAUCCAUGCCACCUGCCAGUGCCACAUCAGUGCCACAUUUCAGUGCCCAUCAGUGCCACAUCAAUGCCACAUAUCAGUGCCCAUCUGAGCUGCCUUUCAGUGGCACCCAUCAGUGCCAGUCAGUGCCACCUAUCAAUGCCAGUCAGUACCACCUAUCAGUGCUGCCAAUCAGUGCCAGCUAUCAGUGCCAGUCAGUGCCACCUAUCAGUGUGCAUCAAUGCCGCCUAUCAGUGUCCAUCAGUGCUGCCUAACAGUGCCAGUCAAUGACACCUAACAGUGCCAGUCAGUG